AGCUACAUAAGGUAUUUAUCUUACAUUCCUGAGUUGGUAGGAUGGGUAUGGAUAAUUGGGUGGGCGAGUACAGAGCAUUAGAGCAAGCUGGAGAUGCCAUCAUGGAACUUAUUGCAGAACGAAACAGGGUUACUGGUGGCGGCGGCGAGGGGCUCAAGAUUUCCAGCAGAAUCAGACAAGCACAAAACAAUUUCAACCACGAUUUGACUGCCUUACAAAGGGAGCUUCAAAGCGACAAGUCUUCUAAAAAACUAUCCCCAAAAGAGUACGAUAGGAGGAAUAAUAUGUUGAAUGAAGCAAAGAUCAGGAAGAUUCAAAUAGCUAAAUCCUUCGAAGAAACGCGGGCAUCUGGGGCAACUCCUUUUGGAGGGGGAAUUUCAAAUAAAGGGUACCAGCCGGAGGAGAAUGAACGAACACAAGGCUACUCAAAUAGAGAAUUACAAUCUCAGCAGCAGCAAGCCAUGGCCGUUCAAGAUGAGGGUCUUGCCAGAAUAUCAAACAUUGUCAAGAGACAGAAAGAGAUAGGACUCACAAUUGGGGAUGAGAUUGACGGACAGAACGAGCUUAUUGAAGAGAUAACAGACAAAACAGACGAAACCGGAAACAGGAUAAACCGUCAAGUACGUGCUAUCAACCACGUGUCGGCAAGAGCAGGAAAUGUCUGUGGUUAUUGGGCCGUGAUAAUACUGUUGUUCGUGGCUAUUAUAUCAGUGAUAAUCUGGAAGAUAGCAUAGUUUAACUUUAACAUCAGACUCUCAAUCUAGUCUACCAACGAAAAUCUUGCAUUCGGCUGGACCGACGAUAAAAAGAUAAGACUCUUCAAUUUGUCCUUAUAUUGAAUUUUCCAAGAUGAAUGAUGAUCUUUCAAAUCAGUUGGUUGAUAAAAAUCGAUUAGUUUGAUUAUUGAAAUGUCUUUAUUAGAAGUUGCAGCACGUUAAAUAACCGUACAAAUGUUUGUAACGUUAUUUCUGACCAGUAAAUUUUGAUUUGCAGUAAGAGUGAUUUGAGAUUUAAGUGUCUUACUUACAUUUUUCAGCUGCGUUUUCCAGCUGUUCACGAUUUAGAUUUAUUUUGUAAAUAAUUAGCAUUUCUGUUUUUAAUUUAAAGUUUUUGUGUGUUGAAAUUUUUAAACCAAUUUUUCAUUA
Messenger RNA from Bolinopsis microptera, 1145 nucleotides. Its product is annotated as syntaxin-8-like. Gene Ontology annotation, molecular function: SNAP receptor activity; SNARE binding. NCBI's taxonomy places the organism in Eukaryota, Metazoa, Ctenophora, Tentaculata, Lobata, Bolinopsidae. Gene Ontology annotation, biological process: vesicle fusion; intracellular protein transport. Gene Ontology annotation, cellular component: SNARE complex; membrane; endomembrane system. The coding region runs from base 42 to 734 and encodes 230 amino acids. The record is from RefSeq and is a predicted model, not a curated record. The transcript has 7 exons.